Eimeria mitis is the source of this 1518-nucleotide messenger RNA. RefSeq lists its product as uncharacterized. Bases 1 to 1518 code for a protein of 505 amino acids. The record is from RefSeq and is a predicted model, not a curated record. The transcript has 7 exons. NCBI's taxonomy places the organism in Eukaryota, Apicomplexa, Conoidasida, Eucoccidiorida, Eimeriidae.
AUGCGUCCGAGGAUGUUGCUGUUGCUGCUGCUGUUGCUGCUGCUGCAGCAGCUGCAGCAGCAGCAGCAGCCUGUGGAUGCAAUAGUAUGCGAGAUAGAUGCACGGGAGGGUUUAGAAGCAGCAAUAGCAUCAGCAGCAGCAACAGCAGCAGAAAGGCAGCAGAUGAUGCGCAUGCUGCCGCUCUUGGUGACGAUCGACCUGCAGCUGCUGCCUGGCGACUACAAAAACUCAAUGCCUUCAACGGCCCCCAGAUUCGCGAGGGCCCCUCGUUUGCUGCCUGCUGCUGCUGCUGCUGCUGCUGCUGCUGCAGAUGCUGCAGCAGAUGCGGCAGCAGCAGCUGCUGCAGCAGAUGCUGCAGAUGCAGCAGCAGCAGCAACAGCAGCAGCAGACGGCAGCUAUGCGGCGUACAAGGAGCAGCAGCAGAAGCAGCGACAGCCGCCCUUCCGUUACACAGCAGAGCUGCACAGCAGCAGCAGCAGCAACAGCAGCAGCAGCAGCAACAGCAGCAGCAGCAGCAGCAGCAGCAGCAGCGGAGAGCAAGGCUUCGCAGGCCCGUCAGGCUCCAUGCUGCUGCGGGUGGAUGCAGCAGCAGAACCUUUUGCUGCUCUUGCUUCUACCUUCCCGCUGCUGGUGCAUGCAGGUCGCCGUCUCUCUUACUUCUUCUCCUCUCAGCAGCAGCAGCAGCAGCAUGCUGCUGCAGCAGAUGCUGCAGAUGCAGCAGCAGCAGCAACAGCAGCAGCAGAUGGCAGCUAUGCGGCGUACAAGGAGCAGCAGCAGAAGCAGCGACAGCCGCCCUUUCGUUACACAGCAGAGCUGCACAGCAGCAGCAGCAGCAACAGCAGCAGCAGCAGCAACAGCAGCAGCAGCAGCAGCAGCAGCAGCAGCCGCGGAGAGCAAGGCUUCGCAGGCCCUUCGAGCUCCAUGCUGCUGCGGGUUGAUGCAGCAGCAGAACCUUUUGCUGCUCUUGCUUCUACCUUUCCGCUGCUGGUGCAUGCAGCAGCAACUGCAGCAGAUGCAGCAGCAGGAGACGAAGAAGCAGCAGCAGCAGCAGCAGAUGUGCAUCCUUCACCACCUCCACCCCCAUCGGCCGCAGCAGCAGCUGCAGCAGCAGCAGCAGCAGCAGCAGAAGAUUCUGCUGCUGAGAGUGCGGGGGCCCCCGCAUCCAGACUAGCCAGAAGGAGAGACUGCAGCCAGCAGCUGCAGCGGGGGCCCCUGGGGUGCCCUGAUUGGAAAGAAGAAGCAGCAAACCCUCCAGCAACUGCAGCAGAUGCAGCAGCAGGAGACGAAGAAGCAGCAGCAGCAGCAGCAGCAGCAGCGAGGCAGCUAUCACCAGAAGAAGGAGAAGAGGUUGGGGGGCUCGUAAACACCGUCAACAACACUUACCUUCUGCUGCUAGACCACGCUCAACUUUACUUCCUAGACACUCACGAGAGCUGGUUGCCUUCAUUUACAGCAGAAGAUGGCCUCGUCCUCAACAGCUACGUUCCUUCAUUGCUGGUGAUAACCCCGAGGGUUUAG